Sabethes cyaneus is the source of this 2201-nucleotide messenger RNA. RefSeq names its product translocation protein SEC62 (gene Trp1). The transcript is spliced from 4 exons. The coding region runs from base 230 to 1408 and encodes 392 amino acids. Gene Ontology annotation, cellular component: endoplasmic reticulum; endoplasmic reticulum membrane. NCBI's taxonomy places the organism in Eukaryota, Metazoa, Arthropoda, Insecta, Diptera, Culicidae. The record is from RefSeq and is a predicted model, not a curated record. Gene Ontology annotation, biological process: post-translational protein targeting to membrane, translocation.
UUCAUUUACUCCACAGCAGAUAUCCGCUGGAAAAAAAGUAAUACGCAGCCAUUGUUAAUGUUUUGCUCUGCGUGGAUGGAAGCGGGUGUUGGAGUGGCUGGCGUAGCAAGAGAAACGCGUAUCUACAGUCCGUCAUCAGCUUCAGUUCAUCCAUUUACGCGUAGUAUUUUUGUGACGAGUGCAUAAAAGGAAUAGCAGCAGCUGGAAAAUACACGAAAAAGAACCAUCGAUGGCUGAGAAGCGGCGAUCUAAGAAGCGUAAGGAUGAAUAUACUGGUCCCGGUGGGGCCGAGCAAGAGUUGGACAAGGCUACUAAGGAAGAGUAUAAAGUAGCAAAAUGGCUCAAAUCAAAUGUACCUACGAAGAAGACAAAAUUUUUAAAUCAUAAUGUUGAGUACUUUUCUUCGGGAAAAGCUGUGGAUGCCUUGCUGGCGUCAAAAUUUGCGCAGGGAGAGAACUGCUUAUUUCCCCAUCGCCAGGCGGUGAUUGACUUCAUGGAUGGAAUGUUGCACCAUAAGUUUUUCCAUCGAGCCAAAAAAGUAACUGUUAGUGAGCAAGAACUACGAGGAAAAUCCAAGAAACCGAAUUCCGACAAGGAUAAGGGAAAGGAUGAAAAGCCAACAGAUGGUGGUGAAAGCAGUCAUGCCGAAGGAGGAGGCGGAAAGGCAGAAAAAGCGGCAGCCGAAAAGGAAAAACGGAAGCGUAAAAUCCGCGUAGAAAUGCACCCGGAACAGCUGUUUGUCGAUGGCCAUGAAGCUUACGUCUGGCUGUAUGAUCCCAUUCCGAUGCAUUACUGGAUUUUUGGUGCCCUGCUGGUAGUGGGAGCAAUUGUCAUCUGUUUGUUCCCGCUGUGGCCACCGUUGCUACGGAAGGGUGUUUACUAUCUUAGCAUAGCGGCCGCUGGGUUCUUGGUAUUUAUUCUCGGCCUUGCCGUCCUUCGAUUCGUCAUCUUCUGUCUGGUGUGGAUUGUAACAGGAGGCAAGCACCAUUUCUGGUUGUUACCGAAUUUGACUGAGGAUGUAGGAUUCUUUGCAUCGUUUUGGCCGCUUUAUGAUCACGAAUACAAGGAAAGUAACUCGGACAAGGAUAAAAAUAAAAAGAAUAAAAAACGAAAGCGCGAUAAAGACAGCGACGCUGAGGAAGAUGCUCCUGGUGUGAGUGUCCCCUCGAAGAUGGAUGAGGUCAGAGAACAUGAUUCGAAUCCAAAUGUAUCGGAAGAGACGCAGCUAAGGCAUCGAGAAGUUGCUAAAUCCGAAGACGAUGUUGCUAACGUUAGUGAUGGACAGGAAGAGGAUCACGGUGAUAAGGGUAAAACUUCACCUUCGGAAAGCGAAUCGGAAGGCUCCCAGCGGUCCUCCACGGGCAAGGAUUUUGAAAUGGUAGACCCUGACGAGGUGGACAACUCGUAAGCUGUAUAUUCAGAUAUCCACACAGCAAGCUGCUAGAACAGACAUUUAGACAUCUGCACAUUAGUUGAAGCAUAGCAAGUAUAUCAACUACCUAUUAUGGGCAACCUAUUAUGCAUGGAGCUACAACAAUUGUAUUUAUUGCUUACCUAUAUUUGUUUUCGAUUAGUUUCAACAAAUUUACCCGAUAAAAUAACAUUAGUUUUUUAGCCGUUGUAUAAAGGAUUAGAAAGUGACAAGCAAAUAUCGAAAGGUAUGACGUACCUUACAGCAGCAUGUUUAGGUAAGAUCUGAUUCAUUAAGGCCACUAAACACUAACAGUUUAGUUGGUGCUGGAUAAUUCUAGUGGUAGCAAAUUAACUGAAGUCACGCAACAUAUGUGGAAAAUUUCUUGAUGUGGAUAAUAAAGAUGAUUUUAUUUACAAAAAUAAACCCUUAAAAUGAUUACCUUUUUAAACUUCUGGUCCUUUGGGGUUGAAAUUUUUAUAAAACGAUAAAACAAUUCUAAAAUUCAGAAAGUUGUUAUAUUGGUGUGAAUAUAAGCUCUUAAAAACUGAUGUUAACAAAUUAAACGAAAAAGCUCACUUUGCAUAAAAUUUAACGUAGGUUUGCGAUUCCAGCCGUAACGAAAACCGUUUUAAGUUUUACAGAAACCGAUACAAUUAGAAUAUUCGAAUGAUAAAAAAGUUAGAAGACAUCUGAUAGUUUGUUAACUGAUAAUUCGAUUGGUAACUGUGGUAUUUUUUUAGUCUGGUUUAUUGAAAACAGUGCUAAUUCCAAUAACAAUAUAAAAACA